This is a messenger RNA of Aphanomyces astaci, 1671 nucleotides long. RefSeq lists its product as hypothetical. The transcript is spliced from 4 exons. Gene Ontology annotation, molecular function: nucleic acid binding; zinc ion binding. The record is from RefSeq and is a predicted model, not a curated record. The coding region runs from base 1 to 1671 and encodes 556 amino acids. Lineage: Eukaryota; Oomycota; Saprolegniomycetes; Saprolegniales; Verrucalvaceae.
AUGAGGAUUAAGGAGAUCAUCCCAGAAGCGAAGAACUCCGACGCCCGCAACGCUAUCCAAGAGAUCACAAACUUAUUGAUCCACCGGAACGACCAAAUCGAAGAACUGAUUGAAGAUGUCCUCGAGCGCAAGAUCCAAGUGUACCAGAAGGCCCGUAAGAUGAAGGCUAAAGCGAGACCUGGUACCAAGAACGGCUUUCGCGCGGUGAGUUUCCAAGCACCCUCAUUGAACUACAAGAAGAGCUGCGAGUCAAAGUUUGAACCCGACAAUUUACAAGAUCGGCCGCGUGAUCAGCUUUACGAAUUGAAGCAAGCCCAGUGUGCGAGCUUGACCGAGUAUGUUGCUAAGUUGCGACGAAUCUGUACGCAAGUGUGCGAAUUUGCCGAGCGCGACAAGGUGUCCUGGUUCCAACGUGGUCUGCAAACCAGAACUUGUGAGGAGUUGCAGUAUCGUCGUUGUGAGACUGUGACUCUCGCGAUCCAAGUUGCCCUGAACUAUGAGCGCUCCCACAACUCGAUCCUUAACGGAUUUCAAGAUCUCCGCCAUCCGUUCAACAACCGACUCCAAGGAAACCGCCCGCCGAAUGCGUAUCCCCCAAGCCAGCACCAAGAUGACGAUAUGGAAGUAGACAACGCCCAAGUACAACACCGUGGACAACGCCAAGUAGACCCCUGUUACAACUGCGGACGCAUGGGCCACAGAAUCAGUGACUGCCGCUCUCAACCCCGGAACAAUCAAGGAAGAAGCCAAGCUCAACCCCAGCGCAACAACAUCUCAAGACAUGCCAACCGGCCUCAGCGACCCCAGCGCAAUACACCAAGUCGUCAGCACAAUGCUCAAGUAACCGAAGUCAACAGCGACACAGAAGACAGCGAAGAUGACGUAGAAGAAGUGAUCCUAGGCAACAACAUGGGCCUAGCCCAGCAAGACUCCGCGGAGGAGUCGCUUAACAUCAAUACCGCCCAGCAAGCAGUGCCAGCGCAAGAAAACAAGUUGAUGAUAGUUCACGGCGCACUCGACAAUACAAGCGUUCGCAUCCUGAUCGACUCUAUUGCCUCGAACUUGCUUUGCCGCCCAGGCUUGGCCAAGACAGUGAUCCGCUCCGAAGAAGUUCAAGCAGAAGGCCUUGAUGGACACUGCUCUGGCAUCAAGAAAGUGAAGGAAAUAUCUGACACACUUUGCUUUGGUCAAUGGACGUUCCUGGAUCUUAUACUUACCGAGUGGGAUCUCGGGAAGAAGGACUUUGACGUCAUAGUGGGAAAACCUUUGCUCUUUUAUUUCAACCCUGUCAUCGACUGGCCAGCGGUAUGUGUUAGGGUAGCAGCAACUCUAACCCGCCACGCUAAUGACAAAUUCAAUGUGUUGACAGCUACCAACGUUGAUUUUGACAUCAUGCUCGGCAAAACACAGUACGAGCAAUGUUUUCAGGCAAACCUUCGGUGCAGCCAGUCGACAUUCCGCUGUCUUGCGUCGUGGCUCAGCACAUUACAUCCAGAGUUGAUGAGACGGGAGACGUCGCACUGGUUCAAGAAGAAGGUUGCAGUGCAGCUGUAUUUUCUGUGGUCCGAGGGUGGUUAUCGUGAAACAGGAGCUGCAUUUGGCAUGUCCAAAUCGUGGAGCGUGGAGACCGUGAACGUAUUCGUCGCUGCCUUGGCGAAGCAAGCAAAGUAG